AUGGAGUCGAAUCCUGCUCUGAAUCAGGGUUCUAGAGAACAAGAACAAAGCAGCGACAGGCACGAGAGACAGUCUUCACAAAGGUCAAAUUCUCAAGUCCUUCAUGAAGAGAAUAAUCGUGAAGAUGCUCAGAUUACCUACUCUGUCGAAGAAUUAGAGACAACCAUCGAGAAAGGCGUCAAGGCAAUCGAGCUCCUCCGCGAAGUCUUUCAAAAGUACGGCACCUGUGACCAACACUGGGAGGGCGAAAUCGCCAAGGUCCUCAACACCACAGACAAGACCAAAUUUGUCAUUGGCAUCAUUGGAACCACCGGAGCCGGGAAAUCGUCCUUGAUAAAUGCGCUGGUGGAUGAGGAGAGACUCGUCCCGACGAACUGUCUGCGCGCUUGUACUGCCGUCGCCACGGAGGUUUCGUAUAAUGACGGCGUGAGCAGAUACAAGGCGCGCAUUGAGUUUAUUCAGCGCGAUGCUUGGGAAAAGGAGCUGAGGAUUUUGUUCCAGGACCUCAGCGACAGCAGCGGAGAUGUUGUCCAUGAUAGUAGUCUCCCGAGAGACUCGGAGGUUGCUAUGGCGCUUGACAAGAUCAAGGCGGUUUAUCCUUCGCUCAGCAGGGAAGAGAUCCUUGCGUCGUCUGUUGAGAAGUUGUUGAAUGACUCGAAGCUGACAGAAACGUUCGGAACCACACUCAUAUUUGAGGAGGAAAAUCCAAAGAAGUUCUACGAGCGACUCAAAAGCUACGUUGAUAGCAAGGAGAAAAGAAGAGGGAAGAAAAAGGAAGCCCAGAAAGAUGAACCGGAAUGGUGGCCCCUGAUUCGGGUCGUGAAGAUAUACGUGAAGGCGGAUGCAUUGUCCACAGGAGCGGUCAUCGUCGACCUGCCAGGAGUCCAGGACUCCAAUACUGCUCGUGUGGCCGUUGCGGAAGAAUACAUGAAGAAGUGCUCAGCGCAUUGGGUUGUCGCCCCGAUAACCCGGGCUGUAGAUGAUGCCAUUGCGAAGAAGCUGCUUGGAGACAAUAUGAAGAGGCAGCUGGCGAUGGAUUCUGCCUUUGAGUCCAUCACAUUCAUCUGUACCAAGACAGACGACGUCAGCACUACCGAAGCUCAUGAGUCUCUCGAUCUCCAGCUCACCGGCCUCAUAGAAGAAUCUGAAACCAAGAAAAUAGAACGCGACUUACUAGAAAGUGAGAUUGAAGAACUUCAGACCAUUGCCGACUCUGUCACGACAGAGUUGGCGCAGACCUUCGAGAAGCUAGUAGCAUGGCAGGAACUUCUUGCGACAUCUCGUGAUGGAGAGGAGGUAUACCCUCCUAUGGAGUUCUCAAGUCCGCUCAAACGAAAGAGAGGCCGCGGCGAUACGCCGGAGAGAAAGAGACCAGAAGUUGAUGACUCCGACGACGAGCUGGCCAUGUCAGACGAUGGGGGAGAUACUGGAGAAGAAACCGAACUCAAUCAAGUCACCGAAGCCCCAGAGAGACUACGCCCUCUAACAGAAUCCGACGUCAGUUCCAAACUUGAAGAGCUGAAAAGCAGAAGGGAUGAGCUGGUCUCUAAGAGGGAUGAUCUGGCGCAGCAGAUCAAAGAAAAAGAGAGAGCCCUGAAUGAUGUCUUCAUGUCUGAAGAGGCCAUACAAGGUCUCAUAAAUAUUGAGUGUAUCCGAGCCAGGAAUGAAUAUUCUAAGGGUGCUAUCCGUAGGGACUUCGCAACCGGGCUGAAGGAACUGGAUGACGAACAGUUGGAAGCAAUUGACCCGGACAACUUUGACCCUGAAAUCCAGAUCCGUGACUACGAGAAGCUGGGCAGAAACCUUCCAGUGUUCUGCGUCUCCUCUCGUGGCUAUCAGAAGGUCUCUGGAAGGUUGCGGAGGGAUUCCUUGAUUCCGGGCUUCAACAACCCGGCCGACACGGAGAUCCCACAACUGCAGAAACACUGUCGUCUUCUGGCAGACACGGCGAGGAAGUCAUCCUGCCUUAACGUACUUCGAGGCAUUUCACAGUUGUUCCAGUCAUUGAAUCUCUGGGCGCUCCAAAGGGAGUCGUCGGAGGUCUCGGAGAAGAAGAGGAUCGAGCUUCAGAGCGAACUCGAAAAUCACUUCGUCGCCUUGAAGAAAGCUCUGGUGGCGUUGAUAGAAUCAUUAUUCGAUGAGCAGCUCGACACUUUUGAAGGACAUGUUUUCCAGCGUCUGAGACAUGCAGCUCUUCGUGGUCGUUCGAAAGCGAUGGCUGUCGUGCAUCGUUGGAAUGAACCCCAUACAGGCCGGGGCGGUCAGAUGAUCCCGGGAUACAGGUGGAACACCUACAGGGCUAUAUGUAGACGAUCAGGUGUCCUUCAGGGCGUAUAUCGAAAGCUUGACUGGAACCAAGAACUAUGCGACCCCAUGCUGAGAGAUCUGCUUCCUUCCUGGCAGAGGGCUUUCCAGUCUAAUCUUCCAGACCAGCUGGGUCGGGCUGUGUCAGGCUCUGAGAAUCUCCUCCAGGGCUUUCAUAAUUCCCUGAUGCACGGAAACGAGGUCGUUACUGGUCAUUACCGGACGAUCUUGACGACGCAAAAUGACAAUUAUCGCAGAUCUCUGGGCGUCUUGUUUCUUUCAGCGGCUCAGUCGUUCAAGGACCUGCAGAGACGAGUCAGUCGAGAGUUCACUCCAGCUAUCGCAGAAGCGAUGGAGUCGGCGUACGAGCAGUGUACUGAACAGAGAGGCGCGGGGAGUCUCCAAAGAAUGAGAAGGAUCAUGGAAGUGAAGACCGAGAAUGCACGGAACUAUAUGUUCGACGACAGCGCCGAAAAGGCCGCCGAGUCCCUUCUCGGGGAGAUAAAAUCCAUUCAAGAUAAUAUCACGAAUGGAAUCAGGACUCACCUCGAAAACAUCUGGCGUGAUUACUAUGCGGCUAUAGUGGCUCCACAGCUCGCAGCCUUCAACGAAACCCAGAUCGAGAUUAAAUCCGAGAUAGCCAGUAUCGUAAAACUGGCGCAAGAUGAACUUGAUCUGAACAGCAAGCUUUUACAGCGUCCCGCUUCACGUGGCCACUCAGGAGACGUCGCUGAUCAAAGGAAUAUCGAUUCGACGUCAGCCAUGGAUGUGCUGAGCGGUUGCGUGGAGGCCGAAGAGCAUGUCUCGGUCAAGGUGGAAGACGCAGCCUAAAUCGGAAGCAGUGGUCUGAAUUCAACCUGAAUUCUCGAGGCAUCUGGUCUUCUAUUUCAGGUGGUACGCUGGCGACCAGAAAAAGAAUAAAAACAGAAAAAAAAAAGAAAAAAGAAAAAAAAAGUUGGAGCUCCACGGGACCUCCGCCUUUGUGCCAUACGGCAAACAUGUGAGUUCAGAUUACUUCUUGAGUCACCUCUCCUGGCCUGCAGACUGUUAUGUAUUGUGCUACGAUAGCCUGUAUUAUGUCGAUCGAAUGACAUCAAGGUCCGGUUCAUUGGGUUCUUUGGUACGGUGUUGAAAGCUCGUCUAGGUAGUAGAUCUCGAUAGUCACUCAAUGAUAAGUGAUGCCACU
Paecilomyces variotii is the source of this 3490-nucleotide messenger RNA. RefSeq lists its product as hypothetical. The coding region runs from base 1 to 3135 and encodes 1044 amino acids. The transcript has 8 exons. The record is from RefSeq and is a predicted model, not a curated record. NCBI's taxonomy places the organism in Eukaryota, Fungi, Ascomycota, Eurotiomycetes, Eurotiales, Thermoascaceae.